Messenger RNA from Opisthorchis viverrini, 2274 nucleotides. RefSeq lists its product as hypothetical. Lineage: Eukaryota; Metazoa; Platyhelminthes; Trematoda; Opisthorchiida; Opisthorchiidae. The record is from RefSeq and is a predicted model, not a curated record. Bases 33 to 2177 code for a protein of 714 amino acids. The transcript is spliced from 7 exons. Gene Ontology annotation, molecular function: nucleic acid binding; zinc ion binding.
ACCCUGUUGAACUUUACUCCCUUUCAGACCAAAUGGAAAGUGAAGAAGUUGAUGGAAUUGGGUAUGACAGCGACAGCAUUGAUGAAGAGAUUGAGCACAGCAUGUACAGUGCAGUAUUCUUCGAAUCAGUGCCGAAAAUCGGGGCAGAACUGGAUGAUAUGUUCUUCACUGGUUGCUCUAAAGAAGCGGCUACCAUGAACAAGGAUUCUGGUGAAUCGGAGACCAGCGUGAAAACGAGUUCAGUAGACUCCUCACGCGAUCAAUUUCUACCGCUUAACAUAUCACAGUUUAAAGACGAUUCCGAUUCUGAUGGCUAUGGCUCGCAUUUUCAGACUGAUUUACAUUCUGCAACAACUGAGGAAAGUGAUUCUGAGUCGGCCAUUACCAUGGAAUCUUUCGAUUCUCAUGUAUCGACAACUCUUUCCGGCGCAUCUGCAGAUGUGAACUGGACGCCUGAUGACGUCGUACUGGGUGUGUCAAGACAGGCUGUCUCGUCUGUGUGCAAUCCUGGAGAUCCACUGGACAUUGCUCGUAAGCUGGCUUCGAGUAGAAGCGACCCUGAUUUAUGGCGUAUAAAUGCAGAAGAUCGUCGUUCCAGUUCACGCACUGGGUCGCAUGACAAGAGGUACUUCAACGACUUUCAUAACGCGGUUUGCGCGAACUGUCGAAAGCGAGGUCACUUCACAUUUGAAUGUCGCAUUUCUGAUGUGGUUUGCAUAUUCUGCGGCAUCGAAGGUCACAUGAAAGAAAACUGCAAAAACAUGUACUGCUUUGCUUGUCUAGCACCCGGUCAUACCAAGAAGUCGUGUACCCUGUUGAGCCGUUUGAAGCAGUCCGUGUGUGAGCGUUGUGGUCUCCAAGGACACCAGUCCCAUUUAUGCACAGAGUUAUGGCGGCAAUAUAAGAACACGACAAGUGUCGGAAAACCAGUUCCAAUCCCGGUAAAAAUGCUGAGUCAUCGAGGGUGUUGCAACUGUGGCCGUCGGGGGCAUACGAUCGAACAAUGCCGGUGUCGACCUUUCCGUUCUAAUUUCAUCGGCCCUUCACCCCGUCGCCGAGUUUUGGUCUAUGAUAAGAAAAACAUUUUCAAAAAGAAGGCACUACGUGCUAAAGGAAAGUCUGAGGUUCCGUGUGGUGAGAUUCGGGUUGCCGACAAAAGGCAGAAACGAAAGAAGAGACGGAAGUUGGGUCCUGAUCAGGUGGACGACCCAACAACGAAUAUGGAAUCUUUACACGAAAAAUCCUCUCUGAACACUUUGGAGAUGAAAGUUAAUGAACGCCUCUUCGAUAUGGUCAUGGAUAGGGAAGUGUCAAAGGCAAAAGAAACGGUUCCUUCUGGUGGGUACUUCAACUCUUUCAUUGACCAAAAAGAUCGUACACCGACUUUCCAGUCGAGUCUCGAUCGAAUCAAAUCCCGCCGUCAGUCAGUUGAUAUUGAAGCAACAUUUCUUCCACUCAGCUCAAGGGGAAAGAAACGGCCGAAGAAUGCUCGACAAGGAGGACAUGCAGGUUUCAGUAACCAACUCCGGAAAUCUAAAAGUGCUCCGUCGUUUUCCCCGUUUGUAUGGAUAAACGAACAUACGGCAUCUGGAAGGAUUAAUGAGGAUCGAUGCUCGCCAGUAUGCUCUCCUCACACCGAAUCGCCGUUGUUUGAUUUUGAACGGAAAAAAGGAAAAGAUUUUUCGAGAACCCAGGAUUCUGCCUCCAAAUCAUCUAAUAUUCGCAAGGGGUCGUUCAGCAAGAGUAAUUGGAACGAUGAAAUGCGGAACUCCACGGCGACACUUAUGCAGACACACCACGCCGACUGUGAAAAUACAUCCACUGUACCGCGUAAGCGAAAGAAGAUGGAUUUGCCAACUAGAAGACUUCAUAUGGAAAACGCAUCUUUUUGCAACAAAAACAACCGGAAAAACAAAGAAUUGAGGACUUUUUCAGACAAAUUUAAUACAGUAAAUUCAGCCUCUCAGAGUUUUUCCAAAUCGGGACCUUCCAAAUGCUUCACCUUUCUCAAUCGACCCCCUGAAAUCGAGUUAUGGGAAACGAGCACACCGAGAGCCAACAAAAAACAAGGCGAUUCCACUCGAAGUUCUGAAGUAUUUAGUAAACAAAAGAGGAAAAGGAAACGGGACCGUGUUCAAUCGGUUUCGCAAGCUUUGGACAGUCUUCUUUCCCGAUGACUAGCGAAUUGUGCUGGUCGGGAUCCCUACUAUAUUUGGGUCCCAUAAUGUACAGUGUAAAGUUUUGCUUUGUUGCCUUUCGGUUUUGUUGCUAAAU